AGAAACAGUUAGCACUUCCAGAGACGUGUAGUGUAAAAACUGUCUCAGUCAUGGAGCGCCAGCUUAUGAUAGAAUCUGUCCAAUUCUUUCUGUGGAUGAUGACUUUCCUCAUCGUAAACAGACGAUCGCUUAUUUCUGCACCGAAGGUAAUGAAAAACCUCGUCGUCAAGAUCUGUGGUCAGGGUAAGGAGAGCCUUGAAAAGUUGACGAAAGUCUGGGUUCCCAGUGGAGAGAGCCACGUGCAUCUGACCAAUGGUCAGGGUCACGAGAAGAUGGCCAAAUCCGAUGUCCCCAGUAAAGAGGGCCACAAGAAGGUGACCAAAGCCACGAUCCCCCGUAAAGAAAUCGACAAGAAGCUGAUAAAUAGCAUUCUCUCUCCUGGCAAGUUUGGCAAGAAGCUGGCCGUAGUUAAUAACCCACAUAUGCAUGGAGAUGGCCCCAAGAAGCUGUUUAAAGCAAACGUCCCCAGUGAGGACGACAGCGAGAAAGUCCUCAGAGGAGGUUCUAAGGAUAAGCUGACAAAGGCCACGGUCUCCAGACGAGAAGGCCCCCAGAAGCUGCCCAAUGAUCCCCGUGGAGUGGGUGACGCCGAGAAAUCGACUAAGGCCAAUGCCCCCUGUGGCCAAGAGAAGCUGGCCAAAGCCAAGGUCCCCAGCGGAGGGAACCACCAGAAGGUGACCAAAGCCACCAAGAAAGCCAUUCUCCCUCCUGGAAAGUUUGGCAUUAAGCUGACCAAAGUUGUUGUCCCACAUGGAGAUGUCCCCAUCAAGCUGGUCAAAGCCAAAGUCCCCAUUGAAGACGACAGCGAGAAGCUGGCCGCAGCAAAAGUCCCCAGAGGUAAUGCUCACGAUAAGCUGACCAAGGCCACGGUCUCCAGACGAGAAGGGCACCAGAAGCUGACUAAUGAUCCCCGUGGAGUGGGCGACGCCGAGAGGUCGACCAAGGCCAAUGCCCGUUGCGAAGCUGGCCAAGAGAAGCUGGCCAAAGCCAAGGUCCCCAGCGGAGGGAACCACGACAAGCUGACCACAGCAAAGGUUCUUAGCGGGGGGAGCCACCAGAAGGUGACCAAAGCCACCAAGAAAGCCAUUCUCCCUCCUGGGAAGUUUGGCAUUAAGCUGACCAAAGUUGUUGUCCCACAUGGAGAUGUCCCCAAGAAGCUGGUCAAAGUCCCCAGUGGAGACGGCAGUGAGAAGGGCCUCCAGAAGCUGACCCAACAUGAGAAGCUAGAUUUGGCCAAGAAGCUGACCAAAGCUGACAACCCAUACGAAGGUUUGGCCAAGAAGCUGGCCAAAGCUAACGACAACUCAUACGGAUAUUUGGCCAAGAAGCUUGUCAAAGCUUACAACCCAUACAGAGAUUUGGCCAAGAAGAUGGUCAACGCUUACAACGCAUACGGAGAUGGCUCCAAGAAGCUGGCCAAGGCUGACAACCCAUACGGAGAUGGCCCCAAGAAGCUGGCCAAAGCUGAUAACCCAUACAGAGAUGGUCCCAAGAAGCUGGCCAAAGCCAAGAUCCCCAGUGCAGGGAACCACGACAGCCUGACCACAGCAAAAGUUCCCCAGCGGGGGGAGCCACCAGAAGAUGUCUCCAAGAAGCUGGUCAAAGUCCCCAGUGGAGACGGCAGUGAGAAGUGCUUCCAGAAGCUGACCAACGUGAAGAAGCUGUCCAAAGCUGACAACCCAUGCGGAGGUGGCCCCAAGAACCUGGCCAAAGCUGACAACCCCUACAGAGAUCUGGCCAAGAAGCUGACCAAAGCUGACAACCCAUACGAAGGUUUGGCCAAGAAGCUGGUCAAAGCUAACAACAACUCAUACGGAUAUUUGGCCAAGAAGCUUGUCAAAGCUUACAACCCAUACAGAGAUUUGGCCAAGAAGAUGGUCAACGCUUACAACGCAUACGGAGAUGGCUCCAAGAAGCUGGCCAAAACUGACAACCCAUACGGAGAUGGCCCCAAGAAGCUGGCCAAAGCUGAUAUCCCACAUGUAGAUGGCCCCAAGAAGCUGACCAACGCGAAGGUCCCAUAUGGAGAUGGUCAAGAGAAGCUGGCUGAAGCCAAGGUAGCCAGCGCCAAGACCUCUAACGGAGAGAGCCACGAGAAGCUGACCACAGCAAAGGUCCCCCGUGGUAAGAGCAACCAGAAGAGUCCCGCAGCUGAGAGCAACGGAGACACCAAAGUGAAGGAUGUUACCUUCCAGAUCCAGACACAGGACAUGCCAUUCCGUAUCGGCACGGUUGUCACACCAGGACUGUGUGCACUGAGGCCAGGACUGUUCUCCCUGAUGAGGCCUGGUUGA
Molecule: messenger RNA, 2294 nt
Organism: Branchiostoma floridae (Florida lancelet)
Lineage: Eukaryota; Metazoa; Chordata; Leptocardii; Amphioxiformes; Branchiostomatidae
Exons: 4
Coding region: 51-2294 (747 amino acids)
Source: RefSeq, a predicted model, not a curated record